UGUUUAAACGUAUUCACCGUUAUUUGCCGGGCAAAAUGUCGUUUUCGGUUGCUAAUCAUAAAAGCGAGCUGCUGCUGACCACGCCGAAGAGAAAACAGCUGCUAAAGGAUGGUCCGCCGACUGCCAGGUGUCAACUGCUAGGACGUGGAGCUUAUGGCACUGUCUUUAAAGCUAUCUAUAGGGAUCGUUCGGUUGCCGUGAAGAUCAUUCGAGCUCAAGCUGUGUCCACUCUGCACAAUGAGUCCCAUUUACUGAACUUGGAGCACCGAAAUAUUGUGAGACUCCUGAAGCUGGAGGCCGCCGCUGAGUUUGGUUUGGUCAUCAUGGAGUGUCAGGGACAAAGCCUGCAGAGGAUCAUUGAUAGCUUGGCCCUGCCUCUGAUGCACAGAGUCCUCAUAACCCUGGACGUGGUGGCCGCUCUGCGUUACUGUCAUUCCCGCAAUGUGCUCCAUCUGGAUGUGAAGCCAACCAAUGUAUUGGUUGCCCUGGGAGAAAAGUCUAGUAUAGAGAAUUUCUCGAGAUUCAAGCGUAGCUACAUCUGCAAACUAUGCGACUUUGGGUCUUCCCUUGAAAUUGGCGAAAUGUGGGCCAAGCAGAGAACGAGAAAUACCAGUGGAACCCUGCGGUACAUGUCCCCAGAAGUGUUGCGAUCUGAUGCCCUAUCGGGAGCUUCUGACAUCUACUCUCUGGGCAUCAGCAUGUGGCAAUUGCAGACCCGUCGAGUGCCCUAUCACCUGCUGGAUUGCAAUGAAACCAUUGCCUACCAGGUGGUCAAGCACGAACUGCGUCCGGAUAGCUAUAAAGAGAUGAGGAAUUUGGCCAGGGAUUACACAGCCAGAGAUAUGCGAAUCGGCUGCGAUUGUUCGCCAAAUUACCUCAAUGAAAACACCGGCAGACGGGCGACUAUGACACCGUCUGUUCGUCGUAAUCUGAGCUUCGAUCUAUCUUACACCGCCGGCCGUGAUCUGAAAAAGAAAAAAGAGCGCCGUCAGAACCGAUUAGCACUCCACUUCGAGGGACCGGCGCCAGCAGAGGCGACGAGUGCGUGCCUGGAAAACGCUUACACCAGACUAUACAAAAGCUGCUGGGUCAGCGCCCCGGAAUCGCGUUUAGCUUCUGGCCAGCUAAAGCAUGAACUGGAGCACCUUCUCGGCUCAGUCCGUGCCUGUUCGUCGUCCCUUGUUUGUAUUUUACCCCAUUGAUUAGUUAUCGUUUAUGUACACUUACCAUGUUUGUAAGAUUUUACCAGAAACCACUACUGGUUAGGUCAAUAAUUGAUGUUUUCUUUUUUUGUAACUUCUUUUUUUGUUUAUUUGUACUGG
This is a messenger RNA of Drosophila serrata, 1322 nucleotides long. RefSeq names its product proto-oncogene serine/threonine-protein kinase mos (gene Mos). Gene Ontology annotation, biological process: protein phosphorylation. The record is from RefSeq and is a predicted model, not a curated record. Gene Ontology annotation, molecular function: protein serine/threonine kinase activity; ATP binding. Lineage: Eukaryota; Metazoa; Arthropoda; Insecta; Diptera; Drosophilidae.